This is a messenger RNA of Oncorhynchus tshawytscha (Chinook salmon), 5089 nucleotides long. RefSeq names its product adenylate cyclase type 4-like. Gene Ontology annotation, molecular function: adenylate cyclase activity. NCBI's taxonomy places the organism in Eukaryota, Metazoa, Chordata, Actinopteri, Salmoniformes, Salmonidae. Gene Ontology annotation, biological process: cAMP biosynthetic process; intracellular signal transduction; adenylate cyclase-inhibiting G protein-coupled receptor signaling pathway. The transcript is spliced from 28 exons. Bases 49 to 4101 code for a protein of 1350 amino acids. The record is from RefSeq and is a predicted model, not a curated record. Gene Ontology annotation, cellular component: plasma membrane.
AGAGAAAGAGAGCGAGACAAGAGACCAGAUAAGGAUCAAGAUCAAGAUAUGGAGUCGCCUUUCCCUGACAACAAGGACAUAGAGAUAAAGCACCAAAGUACCAUGCAGGACGACCCUGAGGGAUACUUGGUGAUUGGGGGAAACAGAACGGGAGACAUCCACAGGACUGGUAGUGGGUUUGCUGGUGGGGGAGAUGGGGGAGGUAUGGGAGACAGGGGAGGAGACAGGGGAGAUGGGCAAGACACAAGCAUGGAGCUGAAGGAUUUGACCAGCAGCACAACAGACAAUGAACAUCCGAUUGCAGAAGAAGACGAGGACGGUGACAUCAUAACGCAAAGGAAUGACAUCACAGCAAAAAUGAAUGACAUCAGGACUCAAUGUGAUGACUUCGGAGAUGAGGUCAACGGUGAUUCCGAGAGCCAAUCAGCGCACAGUGAGCCUCGGGUCUACAUAGAGGUGGGUGUGGCUAAGGUGGAGCUAGCCUCGGGACCACUCAAGGCCCAAUCGUCUUUCCAAGAAUCUCCGGAGUUCCUGUCCACUGCGAGCACAGGUAACCAUGGCACUGACAUUAAAACAGACACUUUGAUGAAUGACAGCACAAAAUCCAGCAAUGACUCUGAUAAUGACAGCGCUAAAACGACCACAGACACUUAUGACAACUUAGAUGAUAGCGGCAAAGUCAACAGGGAAGAUUCUUCGGACAAAAAGAGUACUGAUGCCUUUAAAUUAAAAACAAACCCACACAAUCACACCUCUGAUCUGGCCAUGAUGGACUCCACAACAACCCUCUGCAGACGUAACCACGACAACUACACAACCCCCGACAUCCCGUCCGAAGACACUUCCACCUCCAGAUCGGAAACUUCAGUCCCUCUCAAUCAAUCGGCCCCGGCACCCGACACCACAUGGGACGACACCCCGAACGUCAGGGAGGGGGGUGAAGGCGACAGUAGACCGCCCUCACAGAGGAGUGUAGCGGAGGGGGUGUGCUGCUGCUACAGAGCAGUACACAAGGCCUUCAUAAGGUGCCUAGAGGAGACACCAGCCAUGCUCCCUGGACUGCUGCUGGCCAUGGGCUUCUGUGUGGCUAUCAUCAUCCUUAUACCAACUACCGGAAGGCUGAAAGAGAACAUCAGUGUCCAUGUAGGGGCCCUGUCCGUGGUCUGUGUGGUGCUGUGUUUGAGCACAGCCCUGCUGGUGGCCCUGCCCUGGCUGGCCGUGGUGAGGCGGUGUGGAGGAGCGCUGUCACUUUGCCUCUGGGGGGCCUUGUAUGUCACAGCUAUAGUCUUCACCUUCACCGGAGGGCCCGUCACCGCAUGGGAACAGGUAGCGUUCUUCCUCUUCCUGUCUCUGUGUGUGUACACGGUGCUGCCCCUGUCCCUAGCCUGGGCUCUGAUGGUGGGCAUAGGGACCAGUGUGUCACACAUCAUCAUCAUCAGUGUCUAUGUUCCCGUCACCAGGCCUAACACACCAAACCUGGCAGUGCAGCUGGUGGCCAAUGCUGUGUUGUUUUUGUGUGUGAACUGUGUGGGAGUGUUUCACCUGUGGCUGACUGAGCAUGCCCACAGGAAGUCCAGUAAGAAGAAAGAGAGGUUCAGCGCCAUGCGCUCCCAGAGGGACAUGCAAAAACACCAGCAGGAGCACCUCCUCCUGUCCGUGUUGCCACGAUAUAUCGCCAUGGAGCUGAAGACGGAGAUCAUCAAACGACUGUCGGAGAAUAAAGAGAAAGGACAGAACUUUCACAGUCUGUACAUCCGGCAACACAAAGAUGUCAGUAUUCUGUAUGCUGACAUUGUGGGGUUUACUAAGCUGGCCAGUACCUGUUCUCCCGAGGAGCUGGUGGGAGUCCUCAAUAAGCUCUUCGGCAGGUUCGAUGACAUUGCCAAGAAGAACGAGUGUUUGCGUAUAAAGAUCCUGGGUGAUUGUUACUAUUGUGUGUCGGGUCUGCCAGACCCCAUCCCAGCCCACGCCAGGAACUGUGUUCAGAUGGGACUCAACAUGUGCACGGCUAUCAAUAAACUACGGGAGGCUACUGGUGUGGAGAUCAGUAUGAGAGUGGGUGUGCACUCCGGCAACGUUCUCUGUGGCGUGAUUGGUCUACAGAAGUGGCAGUACGACGUCUGGUCACAUGACGUGACUCUGGCCAACCAUAUGGAGUCUGGGGGCAUGCCAGGGCGUGUCCACAUCACAGAGGAGACACUGGGACACUUAGCUGGGGUGUACCAAAUGGAGGACACUGACGGGGGAAGCCGGGAUGCUCUGCUAAAGGGGAGGAAAACCUACCUGGUGAUCGACCCCCAUAAGGAAGACACCACCUCUAAGAGGAAGGAAAAGACAAACAUCCUGACGGUCAGUGGUCAUAAGCAGCGAGCCUCAGUGAGGAUGUCUCAGUACCUGCAGUCCUGGCAGACCAUCUGUCCAUUCUCUGACCUCAGCAACCCUGAGGCCACACCCACCCAGCUGCCAAUCAACCCGACCUGCGCCAGCACGAAUCAAUCACAGCCAUCCGCAGAUAGACCACCUACUCAGACCGAUUCCAGCAGUACCAGUCAGGUCCUGGAUGACGGCAUAAGAGGGUCGUUAGAUACUAUUGACGGUGCAGGGCGGAGAGAAAAGAAGCUGAACUGCUUCACGCUGUUAUUCAAUGACCUAAAGCUGGAGAAACAGUUUCGUCUCUCAGAGGUCAAAGGUCUACACCAGUCAGUAGGCUGCAUGGCUCUCAUCUUCGUGGCUCUGUUUACUGUCCAAAUGCUCGUCUCCCAGAAAAACUUUCACAUGGCUGUGUCGUAUGGCGUCACCUUCCCUGUUCUAGUGUUGCUUCUCUCUGUGGUCUGCACGGGACACCUCAAGAGAUGGCGCUCUAAAAUCCCUCUCAGUCUACAGUGGGUGACGUCGCUAUCGCAAGGAGUGGCCACAAGGCCGGCGGCACGUUUACUGCUGGUCUGCCUUUGUCUACUCAUCACCUUGCUUAUGGCCAUACUGAACUUUUUCUUUCUACCUGGAGACAACUGUGCCUCCAACUCGUACAACACAUCAGAACUACAGAACCUCAACCUGUACACCGUCCCUUAUUACCUGUACUGCUGCCUGCUGGCCAUGCUAGGUGUGGUGGUGUUUGUGAGGACGUGCAUGUCCGUCAAGGUGUUGCUCCUCACACUGGCUGUAGUAGUCUACCUGUCUCUCUUCCUCUACGUCUACGCACCUCGCUCAGACUGUUACAUGGCCCUGCUCUACAACGAUACAAAGCCUGGAGUCCUAAAGGAGCCUAAGAUCAUGGCUGGAGUUUGGCUGUUCAUCUUCUAUUUUACAUGCCUGAUACUGGCACGACAGGACGAGUUGGGCUGUCGCGUGGAGUUCCUACUGCAGCAGUGUUUCAGAAUUGAGAGGGUUGAGAUGGAGACCAUGGAGAAUGUUAACAAACUACUACUGAAGAAUGUCCUGCCUCUUCAUGUAGCAUCUAAAUUCAUGGGCAAGACCAUACGCAACCAGGACCUGUACAGCCAAUCAUGUGACUGUGUGUGUGUGAUGUUCGCCUCGGUACCCCAGUUUAAGGAGUUCUACAGCGAGAGCAGUGUGAACCGAGAUGGACUGGAGUGUUUACGUUUCCUCAAUGAGAUCAUCUCAGACUUUGAUGAGCUUCUCUCAAAGCCAAAGUUCUGUUCUGUGGAGAAGAUUAAGACUAUUGGCAGCACCUACAUGGCAGCUGCUGGUCUGACCAAUCCUGCUAUAGGGGACGAGCGAAAGGACGGUGAUGUGUCCUACAGCCAUGUGCGCAGCAUGGUAGAGUUUGCCAUCGCUCUGAAGAACAACUUGGAGUCCAUCAACCAACACUCCUUCAACAGCUUUAAGCUACGCAUCGGGAUAAACCAUGGUCCAGUGAUUGCGGGGGUGAUCGGAGCCCACAAACCACAGUAUGAUAUCUGGGGGAACUCUGUGAACGUGGCCAGUAGGAUGGACAGCACCGGAGUACUAGACAAGAUCCAGGUGACAGAGGAAACAGCGCAGGUGGUGAAGACCUUUGGCUUCAGUGUGACCAAGAGAGGAGUCAUCACCGUCAAGGGCAAGGGAGAACUUACGACCUACUUCAUCAACACCGACUGACCAAUCAUCUUCUCUGUUCUGACCUCUCCAACCAAUCAUCAUCACUCAUCCAGCCACACAUCAAACUCUGACCUUCAGUCGUCCUUAUUUAUUCUCAUGCAGUAAUGCUGUGAACAGGGACACUGCAUUUGGAGGAAGGAGGUGCUGUCUUUUGGAUGAAUAUGUUACACCAAUUACAGAUGUCAAAAAAUAAAUAGUUGGUUGGUAGGCAAUUUGUGAUCAUUUAUUAUUUGUGUUUUGAAUGAAUCUGUCACGACUCGUGAACUACUGUAUCUAUCUGUGUGUGAUCUUUGAUUGACAGACAACAAAGCAAAGCCAUUGAGGAAUAUGCUCUUACUAAUGACAGUGACACAGAGUGGGUUCAAGGCGAGCAAUGACGGAAUGUUCCUUAUUAGGAAAUUAUAAGGCCAUAUGGAAACACAAGAUUGUGUACUUUUCAAUGGUUUCCUGAAAGGGAUGUUAUAUAUAAUAAGAAUACGUAUGGGCUGUUAUGUUAUUUCAAUGGACGAGGAAGUAGUUGACAGUAGGCCAUCCCUGCCAAAGGUACUGCUGCAUUCACACUAUUGAAUCCAUCUGCCACCACUUUAAUACCAUGAAAAUACAAUAUAACUUAUUGUAUUUAACUUUUGAUCAUGUAAUUUCAGAUCAAUGUUUUUUUAUUUUGUUUUUAAAAGAGAUUGAUAUAUUUUGUCUAUUCUGAACGACUUUAUAAGCACGCCUGGGCAUACAGUAUAUGAAUGUACAUAGAAAUAAACUUAAGAUGUGGAAGGUUGUGCUUCUGUGUACGCUACCAAAUACCAAAUUGCAUUGAUGUUUUUGUAAGCUCAUGAAAAUGUGUGUAUUUCCUUUUACUCAUAACGUUUCAGGAACCUGUGAAGCACUGGACGUGUAGAAAUAUGUCGUAUUUAAACAAUUGUUUCGACGUAUGAUAGUUUGGUGAAGCAAGAUGACGUGAAUUCAAUAUUAAACUAUAUUUUUGAAUUUUGAA